AUGUUUGCAAAAAACAUCUCUAUUCACUUGCAGAAUAAUCGAAAAAAGUCUUAUAUUGUAAAGGUUUAUGUUCACAGUUUUACAAACAAGUGGUUUGAAAAACUGAUUAAGAAUUUCAUCUUGUCUCUUCUUUUACUUCUAUCGUCAUUGUCAAUAACAAAAAUUUCAUGCUAUGAAGUUAAACCAUUACUUGGACAACAAUAUAUUCGAUUUCCAACAAGUACAAAUAAUAGUUUAGCACAAGAACAUUUCAUUUUUGGUCUUGCUUGUAUGCAUAGUUUUUGGUAUUCAUUUGCAUUUGAACAAUUUAAAAAGGCAUAUACUAUUGAUUCAGAAUUUGCUAUGGCAUAUGUAUUUUCAUCUUUAACUAAUUCAAAACCUGUAUGGAUGGAAGAAAAUUCUAAACAAGGUUGGGAACAAGUACAAUUAAUGAAUUCAAAAAUUCAUUUUGAACGUUUAACAUCAAGAGAACAACUUUAUGUUAUAGCUGUAAGAAAAUUUUUUGAUCAAGGAAUAAUGCAUUAUGACGAUUAUAUUAGUAUAUUAAAACAAAUUUAUAAUUUAUUUCCAACAGAUAAUGAAGCUGCUUUAUUUUUAGUAUGUAUACUAUUCUCAAAAACACAACCAGAAAUUCGUGGAUAUUUAAAUCGUAAUCCACAAGAUCGUCAAUUACAAAUAGAUAUUUUAAAAAUGAUCUUAAAAGAUAAUUCAAAUCAUCCUGGUGCUUUACACUAUUUUAUUCAUGUUUAUGAUGAACCAAAAAUGGCAUUAUUUGCUUUAUCAAAUGCAAUAAAAUAUUCUCGUAUAGCACCAAAUUCCCCACAUGCUCAACAUAUGCCAACACAUAUCUAUCUUCGAUUAGGAUUAUAUACUGAAGCAUUAUAUGGUAAUUUGGAAUCGGAUGAAGCUGGAAUGAAUGUUGUAAUGAAUGGAGAACGAGAAUAUCAUAGUUUAGAAUUUAUGCACUAUAUAUAUUUAAAUAUGGGAAGAAGAACAAUCGCUUUAGAAAUUUUAGAAAGUUUAAAAGAAUUAUUUAUUAAUGAUACUUUUUAUCAAAUGCAAUAUGGUAUUAUGUAUGAUCGACAUAUUAUAGAAACACAAGACUAUAAUUUUACAUUUGAUAAUCCAUUUAAUUUAAUUGUGUGUUCUGAAUGUGUAUCAACUGGGGAUGUUGUUUGGUUAUAUCAAAUUAAUUCUGGAUUAUUACUUGUUAAAGGAUUUUCUACCAUUAAGAACAAUAAAGAAUAUAAUUUAACUGUAGUACAAGAAUAUAUUCAACAAUUAGAAGAUAUGUCAAUAAAAUUGAAUAAAACACAACCGACACUUUCGAUAUCAAUAUUAGCAAUGAAAUAUCAAUUACAAGCAUUUCAUGAAUAUUAUAGAAUUUCUACUACAAAUAAUGAACAAAAUAUCGCAUUGAAUUAUGCUAAAAUGGCUAUGAACCUAGAAGUAUCUGUCAAUCCACCAUGUUAUGGUCCUCCAAUUGAUCCCGUAAAACCUAGUCAAGAACUUUAUGGUGAACUUCUUCUGGAACAUCGACAAUAUGAACAAGCCAUUAAUGAAUUUCUAAAUGUAAUGACAUAUUUUCCUAACAGAACAUUGACACUUUUUGGAUUAGCGAGAGCAUAUUCAGCAAUAGGCAAAAUAGAUUCUGCAUGUCUUUAUUAUUCUCGUUUAAUCAAUGAUAUGCUCUAUAAUUCCGAUUUUGGUUUACAAUGGUAUGAUGAAGCCAAUAAUUAUUUAAUCACACAUUCAAGAAAGAAACCUGAUACGAUUAUAAAUUCGAAAUUUAUUGGAAUCAUAGCUACAAUUGCUUUUGUAGUUGGUAUAAUUGUAACAUCAUCUUUUAUAAUAUUAGUUAGAAAAUUUCGUCAUAGAAAUCAAAAACAUUAUCAACCUCUCAAUUCAAGUUAG
This is a messenger RNA of Didymodactylos carnosus, 1914 nucleotides long. Lineage: Eukaryota; Metazoa; Rotifera; Eurotatoria; Philodinida; Philodinidae. The record is from the annotation of a GenBank genome assembly.